GGCAGUGCGGUAUCCUGCCACGGUGAAAAUCGAGGUUUUAUAACCCAGGAUUCUCAACUAUACAGGUUGAGGGGCUCCAGGCAGUUCUCUAAAUGCAGACUGGUUUGUCCGUUUCCUCUUUGGUUUGUAAAGUUCGUUUUGGGACCUGUGGCCUGGAGAUUUCUAAGUGAUUUGGAAGGGAUGAAAUCUCCAAUCCUGGGACCAUGUUUUGUGAGCAUCCAGCACAUGAUUACACAGGUGUGUGCAGGCCUUUUUGUAGAGGCCUAACCAGGGUUCUGGGCUCCACCACGGCAGACAGGAGUCAGGACCAGGGUUCUGGGCUCCACCCUGGCAAACGGAGUCAGGAGGGCUCCACCCCGGCAGACGGGAG
Staurois parvus is the source of this 370-nucleotide messenger RNA. The record is from the annotation of a GenBank genome assembly. NCBI's taxonomy places the organism in Eukaryota, Metazoa, Chordata, Amphibia, Anura, Ranidae.